CGACAUAAAAAUUCUUGAUUCGCACAUCUCUAGUAACCACCGACUCUCUUGUUCGCUCGGUGAUUAGCUCCCGCGACCGACGAAAAAAAAUUAGUGUUGCGCGUGCAGCGGAGAUUCCGUUAUUACGAAUACGGUUAAGUACGCGAACGUUUCGCCACCGGGCUCGUUCCGCGUAAUCCUCUCUCAGUGUGAAGAGAGACCGGCCGACGUGCAUCAUAAUUCGCUCGACGAUGAUAUACGAUCUCAGCCGGCGGCGUGAUUGCGUCGACAGCGUUCGGUCGGCUGUGUGCCGAGAUACCGGAGAUACACUCAAUCUCGCCAACGACGAUCUCUCCGGCGUCUUCAUCAGUUCCUGGUCGCGCGUCUUCUUCGCGCGCGCGUGUCUUUCGUCGCGAGGCGGUUACCGCGACGUAGAUACCGCGAGGUGCUCGGGUCGGAGGGAACGUACUCGGACGAGUCGGCGGUAUCGCGGUGGAAUCGAAUGAAGCGGUUACGAACGAGUAAUCGCGCGCGCGCGCGCGCACACACGCUGAGGACACAGCCGUCGCGGCAAGAGAGGACCCCAGAAAGCGAAUUUUGAUGAAGGCGAAGGGGAUUCCACGAGUCGCGCGGCUCUCUUCUCUUCUGUUCUACGGCCAUCACGGACGGCUUGGGGAUUUCUCGUCUCGUCGAGACGGAAAGGCAGUGAUACGGACGACGCGCGCUCCUGUCGACGCAGCAGACUCGAUGUUCUCGCGUGUUAAGCUGAAGGGAGAGAGAGGGAGAGAGAGAGAGAGAGAGAGAGACUCCGGCCAGCGCACUCACAGCCGACCCCGACCACGAGGUCAGCAUUUGCCAACGACCCUCCAGCAGCAGCCCUUCGUUCUCCCUCCGAGGGGGAUCCAACCACCGUGGAGUCCGCGCGACCUACUCCAGCCCGGCCUUGCGGACCCGGAGGACAUGAUCGCUGCGCAUCGAAAGACAUUAGAAGCUAGUCCCGAUAUGCAAUAACCUCGGGAAAAAAGCGCAGGAAACGUCGGCAGGUUGAAAGUGGCGCUUGCUGAGCGUUUUGAAGAACACGUUGACUGUUGCGAUUUCUCCGCCGACGAGAUCACGUGCGCGCCAUUGAUUGGCGGGCGACGAUGGCUGACUAGUGGGGCAUGAUUUGGCCCUUUUUGCCCAUUGUUGUCGAG
Harpegnathos saltator (Jerdon's jumping ant) is the source of this 1172-nucleotide messenger RNA. RefSeq lists its product as uncharacterized. The transcript is spliced from 5 exons. NCBI's taxonomy places the organism in Eukaryota, Metazoa, Arthropoda, Insecta, Hymenoptera, Formicidae. The record is from RefSeq and is a predicted model, not a curated record. Bases 580 to 990 code for a protein of 136 amino acids.